UCCUCCUGCAGCAGCCCGGUGGAGAGGUAGAAGUCCUCCAGGACGGCCUGGACCCGGACCAGAGUCUGCAGCAGGACGCCCAGCAGCAUGGAGCCGAUAGCGGCGUGGAGCGAGGACCGAGUGGAGCAGUGGCUCCGAGGACUGGACGCCCCCCUGCACCAGUACCAGGUCUCAGACUGGAACCUGUCCGGAGUGGAUCUGCUCCAGCUGAACCACCACGACCUGGAGAGGCUGGGGGUGAAGAAGAUCGGCCACCAGGAGCUGGUCCUGGAGGCCGUGGAGAAGCUCUGCUGCCUGACCUACGGUAUGGGUGGGGAGAGCCUGCGUGGCCUGACGGAGAAGCUGCGUGCCGUGGCCCACACCCUCCAGAUGGGCAUCCAGGGCCGCUGGCGCCGCAACAGCUACGACGGGCGGAGCGCCACCAAGCUGCCGGCCGGCAUCCUGCAGGUGGUGGUGGAGCUCAUCACCUCCGCCAAGGGACUCUUCUCUCUGCUCAACAGGUAUCAGUUCAGCCAGCUCAGCGGCUUCACGUCCACCAGGAACAUCUUCAGCUACUGCAGAGAGCUGGGAGACAUCGUCCACAAGAACAACAGCGUCUAUGAGAAGGAGAAGGACAUCAUCUCUGUGUGCCGUCAGCUGGUGUCGGUGUGUGACGAGGUGCUGAGCUGCAGCUCCGAGGCCGUUCUGACUCACUCGGCUCAGCUGGAGAGUGUGGACCUGGUUCCUGUAGCUCCUGGAGAUCAGCUGGGCAUCGAGAUCACCUCCACCUGCUCCAGCAACCACUUCGUCACUGGAACGGCAGCUGAGUCUUCGACUGACGCCUACCUGAGGAUCCUGGCCGGAGACGAAGUGAUUCAAGUCAACGACCAGAUAGUGGUGGGCUGGAGCAGAGCCAACCUGGUGAAGAAGCUGCAGGAGAAUCCCAACGGGGUCACUCUGGUCCUCAAGAAGAUCCCCGGGUCGGUGAGACGCCGACAGCUGCUCUCCUCCUCACAGAAGGAGGAAGAGGAGAAAGAAGAGGAGAGGUCAGAGGAGGAAGAGGAGGACGAGGAGGAGAAUCCCAGACACUCCAUAUUUGAGAGGGUCGCGGCUUCUGUCAGGUCGCUGUCCUUCAGGAGGGCGGUCCAGGGGCCCGAGGGGACCCAGCAGCCUUUGGGCCAGGAGGAGUCAGAGUUAACUUCAGACAAAGAACCUGACGGGACUCUAACCCUCAACUCAUACCAGAACCAGCUGUCACCAGCAUCAGCCUCAGGGGAGUUCCAGAGUUUGGACGGUUCCAGACUCUCCCCGAGACUCAGACGGGACCGAUCUCCUUCCCCCAGGAGUCCGUCUCCCUUCAGGUCCACCAGGAGUCCGUCUCCCUUCAGGUCCUUCAGGAGUCCUUCUCCUCGGGGAGACAACCAGGAGACGGCCAGCAUCACUUCCUGUCCUGAGAUGGUCGGACACACGGGGAACAAGGAACCAAAGAAGAGUUCUACUAAAGGAAUGACGACGGCGAUGAGUCGGCGGCGUGUUUCCUGCCGGGAGCUGGGCCGGCCCGACUGUGACGGCUGGCUGUGGAAGAAGAGGAAGGAGAGCAGCGUCUUCAUCGCCCAGAAGUGGCAACGCUUCUGGUUCGUCCUCAAGGGGCCGUCCCUCUACUGGUACACCAGCCAGCAGGAUGAGAAGGCCGAGGGCUUCGUUAAUAUCUCCAGCUUCAGCAUAGAGAGCGCUGGAGAGCACAAGAGGAAAUACGUGUUCCAGAUGUGCCAUCAGAGGUUUCAGAACUUCUUCUUUGCAGCCGACAACGUCACCGACAUGAGCAAAUGGAUCAACUGUCUGAUCACAGCCAUACAGAAGCACAAGAAGUUCCAGGCCGGCCCAGACAAUGAAGAAGAAUGUUACAGUGAGACGGAAUCAGAGAGCGAGAGAUCUCCGUCACCACGCAGGAGGAACAAGAAGGUCCAGUCCCACACCCUGCCUCGGCCCAGAGGGAAGUCCAAGGUGCCCCUACUGAGUCCAGGACCAACAGGGGGCAGCAAAGGAUCAGGAGGAGCGGUGGAUGAGAUGGGGAUGAUGUUGAACAACAUAAAGGAAGGAGGAGUUUCUCUGAUCGGGAAAGAGCAGCCGUUCACUCACGACCACUUCAGGAAAUCCUUCAUCCGCCGCAACAAGAACCCCGUCAUCAACGAGAAGGCUCACACGCUGCGCGCGCUGCAGAGCACGCUGAAGGCCAAAGAGGUGGAGCUGCUGCAGAUCAACAAGCUGCUGGAGGAGUCGGAGGUGUCAGCUGUAAAGUACCGCCAGUGGAAGGAGCAGAACGAGGAGCUGGUGCAGGAGAUCGACAGGCUGGCGUCCCUCAAGGCCUCCGCGGCGCCGGGCGACACGGCAGAGAAGGACACGCCCACCCAGGAGGUCGCCUUGGAAACGGUUGCCAAGGAAACAACCGUCUCGGAGGCUGAGGGAGCCUACAGACUGAGCCUCAGCGACGGGGAGCAGCUAGUGGACGCUGAGCCGUCUGAUGUUCUCCUGGAGAUCCCUCAGGGUUCUCCACAGGGUUCUCCUCAGGGUUCUCCUCAGGGUUCUCCUCAGGGUUCUCCAGGCUCCAGUCCAAUGCUAGAACUCUCUCUGGGAUCGCUGCAGGAUUCAAUAAACGAACAGCUGAGUGAGAUGGUGGAGAGUGGAGAGGCGUCUGAGAACUACUUCUACAUCUAACUGUCUACUAGAACCAGGAGAACAGAUCAAACUCUGUCUACUAGAACCGGGAGAACAGAUCUAACUCUGUCUACUAGAACCAGGAGAACAGAUCAAACUCUGUCUACUAGAACCAGGAGAACAGAUCUAACUCUGUUUACUAGAACCAGGAGAACAGAUCUAACUCUGUUUACUAGAACCAGGAGAACAGAUCUAACUCUGUUUAGUAGAACCAGGAGAACAGAUCUAACUCUGUUCACUAGAACCAGGAGAACAGAUCUAACUCUGUUUACUAGAACCAGGAGAACAGAUCUAACUCUGUCUACUAGAACCAGGAGAACAGAUCUAACAGAUCAUCACGUCCUCUGAAGACUUUCAGCUUCGUCCAAAUUCACAUUUGAUCUGCACUUUAAUCAAGUACGUCAGAUUAACACCUCGAGUUCCUCACAACAAACAAAUAUGACGCGUUUACGACAGAGAAAAGAACAAUUUCAAGCCAAGUCUGAGUUCAGUUUGUAUUUAUGGGCUUCGUUCUUCUAAUGAGAGAAACUUUUCUUAGAGUUUGUAAUAUAAUAAGUCAUGCCUCUUGUAAUGUGAUUUUACUAUAAAUACUGUAUGUAUUUGUUUAUUAAAAUUACCUUAAUAAAAAGGUAUACAUUUUAAAUAUUUUGCACAGAGAAUUUGCUUCAGAAACAUGUUGAUUAUUGAUUUCAUAACCUUCUGGCCCUGUGGAGAACACUGAUCAUAAAUCAGAUCUUUAUGGCUCCUUAGUGAGAAUCCUCCAGUUCUCUGAUGUCUGUUCACUGUAAUAUUGAUUGGCUUAAUAAAAAGGGAGCGUUAUGAUCACUGGAUGUGUUGUGAAGUUCCUGUAGUGGUUCCAUUCAGGAGAUGUUCAGGGGGAGAUAGAAGGUCAACACUAGAAGUCAUGUUAGAACUGGGAACCUGGAGUAUAAUGCUGGUCUUCCACCAACAGAUGUCCCAGUCAGUCCCAGACUAGAAGCUGGAAGUCCUUAUAAAUCUAGAGUUUUACUGGAUCAUCUCCAUCAUUCAGUUUAAGGUCGUAAUCUGUUUCAUAUCAGUCUUUUACUAGUCUUGGGUUGGAUCAUAUCAAACAAAAUAAGUCAUAAAUAACCCAUGAUUAAUGUACGAUUAACUAAAUGAAAGUUGAUAGAGCUGAUAUAUAUAAUUAUUAUAAUUAAAUAGGACAUGAAUGUAUGUGAUGAAUUCAUUUCUAAAUGUUCCUUUCCUUUAUUCUUUCUUAUAUCUAUUUUUACUGUAAAAUAGUCAACUUUCAUGUGAUAAAAACAGAAACCCUUUUUCCAGCU
This is a messenger RNA of Centropristis striata (black sea bass), 3998 nucleotides long. RefSeq names its product connector enhancer of kinase suppressor of Ras 1 (gene cnksr1). Gene Ontology annotation, molecular function: protein binding. The coding region runs from base 88 to 2694 and encodes 868 amino acids. The transcript is spliced from 21 exons. The record is from RefSeq and is a predicted model, not a curated record. Lineage: Eukaryota; Metazoa; Chordata; Actinopteri; Perciformes; Serranidae.